AAAUUUGAUAAACACAAUUUACGUGCAACUUAAGCUAUUUUCUUAUAUAGUACUUUACCACUAAAAACGGUAUCAUAAAAAAAAUUUAUUUUGGCUAUUCAAGCACCUGCAGACGACGAAAAAAUGGCGACGGAGGAGACGACCAAUGUGCCUGGGAAAACUGUUGUUGUUCCCAAAACUGCUGCAGAUUUACAGCGAAUGAAACUUGAAAAGUUAAUGAGUAACCCAGAGAAAGAAGCAUUCAUACCAAGUAGACCCAAAGAAUAUACUCCAAAAGCGCCCGUAGAAUUUGUCAGGAAUGUCUGGGGUUCCAGUGCUGGUGCUGGAAGUGGAGAAUUUCAUGUGUACAGAGGUACACGGCGGAGAGAAUAUGCCAGGCAAAAGUUUAUGACAGAGAAGACAGAAAAGGAAAAAGAAGAUGCUGAAUAUCAUCGUAAGUUGGAAGCUAACAAGCAGGCAGCAGAAAGCAAAACUGCUAAGAAAAGAGCAAAAAGGCUAAAGAAAAAGCAGAAACAAAAAGCCAAGAAACCUAAACAGAACGAUGAAAACAAAGAAAGUGAAGAAAGUGACAGUGAAAAUGACGAUGAAGGGCAAGAAGGCCUCAAUGCAGGAGAGCAAUCUCAAAUUGAAGAUAACCAACAAGAGAAAGUCAUAAACUCUGAUCAUAACAAAAGCCCUGAUAAUGAGGGAAGGUAGCAAUGCUGACGUACUGCAAGUUUAAGCAGUCUUUAGAGGAAAAAUUCUAAUUAUGUUUUAAUUGAUAGUGUUAACCCUGGAGAAUAUUGUCCUCCAUGUUGACUUAGUCUAACAAUAUAUCAACUUAGUAGGACAUUUAUUUUUUAGGUGGUAAACUGGAUUGAAGAUGCAUUUCAGAUAGAGUUGCAAUCUUCUAUUUCUAUGUAAAGGAUGACAUAUAUUUUAUCAGUGAAUUUUAUCAAAAUAUUGAAAAGGAAUUUUAUUCACUAAUAUGGCAUCAUGUUACAUUCAUCCUUCUGAUCACUGGUCCAUUUCCAGUUUUAUAAGAUUUUUGAGUACAUAGUGUUUGAAAACUGAAAACUUUUUUGUUGUGUUAGUAUGAAGUAAUCAUGUUGUCUUAAAUAUUGCAGAGAAACGGGUUUAUUAUUUUUUUUCACAUUGUACAUAGUAUACAUAUAUGAUACUUUACAUGAAAUAAAUAAAUUGACAAA
Messenger RNA from Lingula anatina, 1187 nucleotides. Its product is annotated as PRKR-interacting protein 1 homolog. Gene Ontology annotation, cellular component: nucleolus. Gene Ontology annotation, molecular function: protein kinase binding; protein kinase inhibitor activity; double-stranded RNA binding. The record is from RefSeq and is a predicted model, not a curated record. NCBI's taxonomy places the organism in Eukaryota, Metazoa, Brachiopoda, Lingulata, Lingulida, Lingulidae. Gene Ontology annotation, biological process: negative regulation of protein kinase activity.